Molecule: messenger RNA, 1160 nt
Organism: Cricetulus griseus (Chinese hamster)
Lineage: Eukaryota; Metazoa; Chordata; Mammalia; Rodentia; Cricetidae
Source: RefSeq, a predicted model, not a curated record
GACUAUCCUCCUAAGUGUAAUCUCACUGCUUAAUGAGCCCAACACCUUUUCCCCAGCCAAUGUGGACGCUUCCGUUAUGUUCAGGAAAUGGAGGGACAGUAAAGGGAAAGACAAGGAGUACGCCGAGAUUAUCAGGAAACAGGUCUCGGCCACUAAGGCUGAAGCAGAGAAGGAUGGAGUGAAGGUCCCCACAACCCUGGCAGAAUACUGCAUCAAAACUAAAGUGCCUUCCAAUGACAACAGCUCAGAUUUGCUUUAUGACGACUUGUAUGACGACGACAUUGAUGAUGAAGAUGAGGAGGAAGAAGAUGCCGACUGUUAUGAUGAUGAUGAUUCUGGGAAUGAGGAGUCGUGACAUGUUCCUUCAGUACCCUGUACUGCCCUGACGUCUCAGGCCAAAGGGAGGGAGCAAGUGGGGAUCUAUGGUGGCCCCUCAGUGAAAACUUACUCAUGGGGUGGGGAAACACACACAGCUCCUGCUGACUCCCCUGCGGAUCUCAGUUUGCUCCUUUUUAUGGACUUUUACUGGAGAGAAAGUAACCCCCACAGAAUGUCUGAAUUCUCGCAUUCUUCACCCUUCCAUCACUGUAUUGAUUCUUUUAAAACAGACACCACCGCCCUUCAAACUCCCACCUCACUUCAUCUCUGCAGAAUGUUCACAGCAAAACACGUUUGUCUGUUUUUAGAUUCUUGAAGAAUUAGUCUGUUUAAGACAUCAAUGUGUUUAAAGCUGGGAACCCACUGGGAGUCCACAAGUGCUGCAUAUAUUGGGUAGCAAAAGGAAAUGGGGGGAAAAAACACAAAACCAAAAAAACAAAAAACAAAAAAAAACAAAACAAAAAAAACCCACAAAACAAACUUUAAAAAAAAAAAAAAAAGCCAAUUUGCCAAGGUUUAGCUGCUCCUUCCAUUAGUGCGUGUGCAUUUGUUCAGCCCCGUGGUGGUGAAUUUGUUUCUUUCCCUUCCUGAGGCUGGGGUGGGGUGGGCAUCAGGGACUUCCUUCCUCUUGCUAAGCCUGAUGAAUGUGCUGCUUCUGCCUCUAUGACAUCAUCCCAACAUGGAGGCUACAGCUACUCUGAGGAGAGAAAUCAGAUUUUGUUUUUUGGAAUCGAUUGGGAUCUAAAGCCUGAAAUAAAUAUUCAUACUUUACAUAGAACUGA